Messenger RNA from Corylus avellana, 435 nucleotides. RefSeq names its product plant/protein (Protein of unknown function, DUF538). Lineage: Eukaryota; Viridiplantae; Streptophyta; Magnoliopsida; Fagales; Betulaceae. The record is from RefSeq and is a predicted model, not a curated record.
AUGCCUGCAGCGGUAACAGCAGAGAUGAAGGCCAAAGCAGAGGUUUAUUACGGGGAUGAAAUCUGUAGAGAGAAGUUCAUGUUGUUGCUGUCGGAAAUGGGCUUCCCGGAUGGGCUUCUAAUCUUAAAAGACAUCGAGGAAUGCGGGUACGUGAAAGAGAUCGGCUUUGUUUGGCUUAAACACAAGCAGAAGAGAGAGUUCAGGUUUUACAACGUUGUUGUCUGCUACGACACAGAAGUCACGGCGUAUUUCGAGCCCAAGAAGAUCAAGAACCUGACAGGUGUCAAAGCCAAGGAGUUCUUGAUUUGGAUUACCCUGAGUGAGAUUUAUGUGAAGGAGAAGGACCCUCCAGCACGGUGGAUUACCUUUAAGACACCAGCAGGGUUGUCCAAGUCUUUUCCAGUAUCGGUGUUCGUUGGAGGAGCCAUUGAUUGA